AUGAGCUUCAUGCGAAUCGGAGGCUGCAAGGGGACUCAACUUCCGCCGCUUGGUCCGCCACGUGGCGAAAGCCUCGCCGGUACGAGCGAACAGGCUCCGCUGCUUGCCGUCGGAGACGUAGUAGCGGUACGUGCGGGUGCCGAGCAAGAAGACGGCGAGGGCGCAGGCCAUCACGACGCAGGGGAUGCCGAAGCCGAGGCCCCAGCCGAUGUUGUCCUGGAUGUAGCUGAGGAACACGAGCGUGACGGCGGUGCCGGCGCAUAUGCCGAAGUACCACCAGUUGAAGAAGGAGCUCCGGGAGACGGCCUCCCGCGGGUGGCUCGCGUCGAACUGGUCGGCGCCGAAGGCCUGUACGCACGGCUUGUGCCCGCCCUGCGCGAGGGCCACCAGGUAGAGGGAGGUGUAGAACGCGGCCAUCUGCAGACUGGACGGCGGCGAGCAGGGCGUGCCGCCGUCGGUGUUGCUGCAUUUGUGAUUGCCGGAGGAGAGCAAUGUCGAGAGAGCCAACAUUCCUAA
Triticum turgidum subsp. durum (durum wheat) is the source of this 516-nucleotide messenger RNA. The record is from the annotation of a GenBank genome assembly. NCBI's taxonomy places the organism in Eukaryota, Viridiplantae, Streptophyta, Magnoliopsida, Poales, Poaceae.